This is a messenger RNA of Actinia tenebrosa (Australian red waratah sea anemone), 1323 nucleotides long. RefSeq lists its product as uncharacterized. NCBI's taxonomy places the organism in Eukaryota, Metazoa, Cnidaria, Anthozoa, Actiniaria, Actiniidae. The record is from RefSeq and is a predicted model, not a curated record.
AUGGAGUCGACAAUCAAGUGUUUUCUUGUUCUGGUAUCGUUAUGUUGUGUACUUGUAAAGGGUUUGCCUAUUAAAGGAAAGGCGAAACGAGCGCCUCAAGGGUUUUAUCUAGGACCUUUACAAGCGAGACCUGGCCUUCCCCUUCCAAGGAUCAAUGGGCCACCACCAACCAUCAACACUCAACCACAGUUUUUACUUCCUCCUCGACCUGGAUCAGUAUGGCUCCGCUUCCCAGCCCCCGCCACAGCCUUCCCACAACCUUUACUUUCCCGCCCUCCAGUUUUACCACAACAAAGGUUUGAAGCUCCACGACCCGUUACUGAGUUACCUGCAAUGGCGACAAUGAGAUACGAUGACAAAGAAGGCCAUGAACACCACCGCGAGCCUUCUUCCCCAGCACCUGAGCCUGUUCCUCAGCCUUUCUUUAACCCAGUUGAGCCUUAUUUUUAUCCUCAUCAAGCUGUAUAUGUACAACGUCCUCAGCCUUUCCCUCAACCAUUUCCACAGCCGUAUCAACCAGUGUACCAGCCUUACCAACCGCCUUACUAUCCUCACAACAAAGAGUAUUUACCAAAGAAAGAAAAGAAGGAUUUCAAGUCUUGCCUCGAUUAUCUUCGUCAUGGUUCUUCCACAAAUGGUGGCUACACGAUUUCUGAUGAUGAUGGCGAUCACUACCAGGUAUGGUGCGACUUCCAUGCUGAACCAGGUUUUGCUUGGACACUCAUUAUGUCACAUUCGCUAAGAAACACAAACAAUACUGCCUUCUGUGAUUCAUCGCUUUCCGAGAACAUCCCCAUCCACCAAAACUCCCCGAACUGGGACGAGUAUAGGCUGUCGAAAGAACGCAUGGAUUCUCUAAUCAAGGAGUCUUCACACUGGAGAUCAACCACAGGCUUCCCAUUACAUGGAGUGGACUUCCGUGAUUACGUCCGAGGAAAUUUUAAAGACUUCAAUAUCAUGGAAUUCGAGGGCAAAGGAGAAUGCAAGGCAGUGGAUUAUAUCAAUAUUCGAGGUUUCCCAGCAGCCCAGACAAAGGCCCAGUUUUGGCAGCGUAAAGGAAAGCAGGCCCUUCAUAUUGAUAGUGCUCAGGGAGAAUGCGAUUAUAGGCCCUUUUAUGGCACCAUUGUGGGAGAAAACAAUUUUGGGUUUUAUUGUGAAGGACGCCACACAUUGAAUCCUAGUUUUAGGGGAACUGAAAACGAGGCUAGUAAUACUCAGUGGUGGUUUGGGGGUAGUAUAUACGACCAAGAGUAAAYAUGUGGGAUAUAGAGAAUAUUUCUUCAGUAAAUAAGUCGAGGAAUGCAUUCGAUUCAAGAGAUCUUG